AUGGCACAAGCAAACGCUGAAAUCAUGGAGACGUUAUCCGCUAUGAUUGCAGAGGCCCUCAAAGUGUCUAUUGGAAAUGCCGUCGCGCAAGUGAAUACUAACCGACAAAAUGCGGUCGGGGAGGACGCCGGUCCACCACCAAAAAUUCCAUCUUUUACUAUAUCUGAAUAUCGUCCAUUAGAAGGAACUUCUGUUGCGGAUUACUUCAAUCGAUUCGAAUGGGCACUUCAACUAAGUCACAUCCCAGAACCGCAGUACGCAAACUAUGCAAGAGUUCAUAUGGGUGCUGAACUUAACAACGCUUUGAAGUUUCUGGUCAGCCCUCGCAACCCAGCAGAUAUAAAUUAUCGAGAUUUGCGUUCUACACUUAUUAGUCAUUUCGACCGCGUCAGAAACAAAUUCGUUGAAAGCAUUAAAUUCAGGCAAAUAGUUCAACAAAAGGGAGAAUCUGUCGCACAGUUUGGUCUACGUUUGAAGCAAGGAUCCGCAUACUGCGAAUAUGGAGAGUUUCUAGAUCGAAUGCUUAUUGAACAGCUGCUGCAUGGACUGGAAGCUCGAGAUAUGUGCGAUGAAAUUCUAGCAAAGAAACCCGAAACAUUCAAUGAUGCAUUCGAGAUAGCACACACUUUAGAAGCAACUCGGGAUACUGCACGGGAAGUCAACUCAGGAACAUUAACUGCUGAAGAAACUAAUAAGUUGGGCUACGAAAAUCUCAGAACCAGAAAGAAAGUUCAGAUCAAUCAACCAAAAGGUGAACAUUCGCGAAGCAAUACUCAUCAAAGCAGCAACUCAAGUCCUUGUGAUGGGUGUGGGGGCCAGCAUUUACGGAAUCAGUGUCGUUUUCGAGAUGUGAGAUGCCACAACUGUGAUAAAAAGGGUCAUAUUGCGAAAGUGUGUCGGUCGAAAGUGAAGAAUACAUCUGCGGACCAGGUACAGUCACAAGAGUCGCCAACCUCAGAAAUCGAUGUAGUGCAGUCGUUGAGCCAAGUCAACGACAUAUCGCUUAGUAAAAAGAUGAUAGACGUGAAAAUCGAUGGUCACCCUAUUCGGAUGGAAUUGGACACAGGAGCACCGUGUGGUAUUAUUGCCGAAUCUAUAUUACGCUCAUUCAAGCCCAAGUUCUCACUGCAGAAAGCAGAUAAACAGUUUUCAAGUUAUACCGGUCAUCACAUUACGUGUCUUGGUCGCAUGACUGUGAACGUUUCAGUUGGAUCAAAAACUCGCAGGCUCAAUUUAUACGUAGUUUCUGGAAACACCGACUCGCUAUUUGGUCGUGAAUGGAUACCUCACUUCGUUGAUCAGAUCAAUUUGAAUCGUAUCUUUUCACCAAUAUCAGUGAACUCUGUGACGGGCUAUACUACACAUGAAGCAACUCAGCUUUCCAGGGUGUUAGACAGCUUCGAAGAGAUUUUCAGUGAUGUGCCAGGAAAACUGAUUGGACCUCCGGCUAAAGUACAUCUAAAACCAGGAGUAUCACCAGUCUUUGCUAAAGCUCAUGAUGUGCCCUUCGCAUUGCGUAAUCGUUAUGCGGCAGAAAUAGAAAAAAAAAUCACGUCAGGAUUUUACGAAAAAGUCGAAUACUCCGAGUGGGCGUCGCCGACUCACAUAGUUGUGAAAAAAAAUGGGAAUCUUCGCAUUACUGGUAACUACAAACCAACUGUAAACCCAAGAACGAUCAUAGACGAACACCCUAUUCCAAAAGUCGAUACCAUAUUCAACAAAAUGAAGGGAGCUACUUUGUUCUGCCAUUUAGAUGUAACCGAUGCCUAUACACAUCUUCCAAUCGACGAAGAAUUUCGUCAUGUUUUGACACUAAACACCACAACGCAUGGGCUGAUUCGCCCUACAAGAGCAGUAUAUGGAGCCGCUAAUAUACCUGCUAUUUGGCAGCGACGCAUGGAAACAGUUUUAAAGGAUCUAGAUAAUGUGGUCAGUUUCUAUGAUGACAUCAUUGUAUUCGCAGAAAAUUUUCAAGCCCUUAUACAGGCUUUGACAACGACACUGAAUAGGAUGAAACAAAAUGGAUUACGACUCAAUCGUGCGAAAUGCGUGUUCGCUACAACGUCGUUAGAAUGUUUAGGCCACAAAAUAGAUCAUAACGGACUACACAAAUCAGACAAGCAUAUAGAAGUCAUUCGUGAUGCACCGUUACCGGCUACUCCAGAAGAACUGCAGCUAUUUCUUGGUAAGGCUACGUAUUACAGUGCGUUCAUUCCAAACUUAUCCACAAGAGCUCGAAGUUUGCGAGAUUUACUCAUGGCAGAAUCUUUCGAAUGGUCUACUGAAGCAAAACGAGCUUACAAAGAUUUAAAAGAAGCCCUUAUUUCGCCACAAGUUCUUAUGCAGUACGACCCAAGUUUACCCUUGGUACUAGCAACAGACGCUAGCAAAACCGGUUUAGGUGCAGUACUUUCACAUCGAUUAAGUAACAGUACAGAACGUCCAAUAGCAUAUGCCAGCACUACAUUGUCUAGCACAGAACAACGAUACCCCCAAAUUGAUAAAGAGGCACUCGCAAUCGUUUGGGCUGUUAAAAAAUUCUUCCAUUAUCUAUAUGCACGUAAGUUUACGCUUAUUACCGACCACAAGCCUCUAGCACAAAUAUUGCAUCCAGAAAAAUCCCUUCCAACGCUUUAUAUCAGCCGUAUGGCAAAUUACGCAGAUUAUCUGGUACAUUUCAACUACGAUGUCGUUUAUAAACCAACACAACAGAAUACUAACGCUGACUACUGUUCCCGACUACCAGUUAAAUCUUUGAAAUCCGCCGAAAAUAAUGAAUCUCCGCAUGAAGGCAAUGAGGACGCAUUCGAGGGAUUCACUUUAAAUGCCAUACAGCAAUUACCGGUAAGAGCAGAAUUAAUAGCACGCGAAACGAAAAAAGAUGCGUAUCUAGGAAAGCUGGUGCAGGAAUUAGAAUCUGGCCGGGAUCUUGCCCAGCAAGGACACAAAGCUCCAGAAUCAAAAUAUACUUUGGUUGCAAAUUGCUUACUAUUCGAACACAGAGUAGUAAUACCACCGGUCCUUCGACAAGCAAUUCUUAACGAUUUACAUGUUGCGCAUAUUGGAGUUGUUAAGAUGAAGGGGUUGGCUCGAUCCUUUGUUUACUGGCCAGGCAUCGAUUCAGACAUCGAACGAACAGCGAAAUCUUGCAGUAGUUGUGCUCGCACGGCACCUGCACCAAACAAGUUCAAUUCACAUCAUUGGGAGUAUCCAAAUGGACCUUGGGAGCGUAUACACAUCGACUACGCUGGUCCAGUUGCGGAUAAAAUGUUGCUAGUAAUCGUGGAUGCCUACAGCAAAUGGUUUGAAGUAAAAAUUACAACCUCGACAACAACAGCAGCUACAAUACACAUUCUAGAUGAACUUUUUGCUUCUUACGGAGUACCAAUAACAAUAGUAUCGGAUAAUGGUCCUCAAUUUACUGCAGCGGAAUUCAAACUUUUUCUCCAAAAAAAAGGAGUAAAAUAUCAUAAACUUUCAGCUCCAUAUCACCCCGCGACGAACGGCCAAGCUGAACGGUACGUGCAAACGGUGAAACAAGCAUUAAGAGCAAUGGGAACAGCACGAGAUACGCUGAACAGUGACAUAAACGAGUUUUUGCGACAGUACCGAAAAGCUCCACACUCCGAAACCGGAGAAUCUCCUGCGAAAUUGUUUCUAGGCCGAAACAUAAGAACACGACUGGAUCUUGUCAGACCGCAAACACCUAACACUACAGUUACGGAAAAACAACGCACCGCGUUCGAAUCGACGUUUCGUACUUUCAACCCGGGAAAACAAGUCUAUUUUCUAUCAGGAAACACUAGAAUGGACAAGUGGAUUCCAGGUAUCAUUACUAGCCGUGUGGGAGACCUGCACUAUGAAAUUGUUUAUAAUGGAAAAACAUUCAAACGUCACAUCGACCAAAUACGUGAUUUCCUCAGUAGCGAGUGCAAACCGCAGGGCACAAAACAACACGAAACAAACGAUACCAGUCAUAGAGGUGGGUCGCUGCGCCGAAGUCAUUACUAUGGGAACAUUAUGACGUCAGAGAAACUACCAACCGUUUUGAGCUCCGAUUUGUCCGAUUCGGAGCAGCAUAUACUUGAACACUGGAGAGGAGCAACUACGACGCCGCUGGUGGAUCACAACAAAUGUGAGAAGCUCCUGCGAAGCCAGUUGGCAGUGUGGAACAACGGCAGCUGUGAUGAUGGCGAUGAUAGAGACGAUCAUGACUGCGAUGAUGGUUCCAGCGGCAAGGAAACGGUAAAGAUUUUCUGUUAG
Molecule: messenger RNA, 4263 nt
Organism: Malaya genurostris
Lineage: Eukaryota; Metazoa; Arthropoda; Insecta; Diptera; Culicidae
Exons: 2
Coding region: 1-4263 (1420 amino acids)
Biological process (GO): DNA integration
Molecular function (GO): nucleic acid binding; zinc ion binding
Source: RefSeq, a predicted model, not a curated record